AUAAUGUUAUAUCUAUGCAUGACAUUCUAUGAGAAAUGGGUCGGGAGGUUGUUCGCCAAGAAUAUAGUGAAGACCCUAGAAAAUGCAGUCAUUUAUGGGAUCCUGAUAUUAUCUAUGAUGUAUUGAAAAAUGACAAGGGUACUGAUGCUAUUAGAAGCAUACGUGUAGACUUGUCAUCAUUUAGGAAGCUGAAGUUAAGCCCUCAUGUAUUUGCUAAGAUGACCAACUUGCGAUAUUUGGAUUUUCAUGGUAAAUACGAUUUGGAACUUCUUCCUCAAGGGCUUCAAUCUUUUCCAAAUGAUCUAAGAUAUCUUCAUUGGAUGCAUUACCCUCUAAAAUCAUUCCCAGAGAAGUUUUCUGCAAAGAAUCUUGUUAUGUGUCUUUCAGAUUAA
Medicago truncatula (barrel medic) is the source of this 392-nucleotide messenger RNA. RefSeq names its product disease resistance protein RPP2A. The record is from RefSeq and is a predicted model, not a curated record. The transcript is spliced from 2 exons. The coding region runs from base 36 to 392 and encodes 118 amino acids. Gene Ontology annotation, biological process: defense response. NCBI's taxonomy places the organism in Eukaryota, Viridiplantae, Streptophyta, Magnoliopsida, Fabales, Fabaceae.